Messenger RNA from Schistocerca gregaria, 15660 nucleotides. Its product is annotated as serine-rich adhesin for platelets-like. The record is from RefSeq and is a predicted model, not a curated record. The coding region runs from base 781 to 11844 and encodes 3687 amino acids. Lineage: Eukaryota; Metazoa; Arthropoda; Insecta; Orthoptera; Acrididae. The transcript is spliced from 22 exons.
UUAAUGAGCAAGUUUUCGUUGCGUUGCUCGUUGUAUGUCUGGGAAAUAGUCAUCGUCCAUACUGGACCCUUGUGAGGACUGAUAUUAUAGUCAAUAUGACUUAAUUACCGAUGAAACUCUCGACUUCAAACUAAAACUUAAUUAUCUAUUAUUACUAACAACCAUUGACCACGAAAAAAAAUCUACGGCAACUGCUAUUACGGUGAUAAAUUCAAAACUAUUUUUGAUAUAUUUUACAUUCUACAUCUAAAUUCUCGUAAUUUACUUUCCAUUGUCUCAACUUCAUCUCAAAUAUUUGGAUGAUUUCAGUUCUAGAUUUUUUUUCAGGUUUAAAAAAAUUAUUACGAAUCUACGUCUUUAAUACGGGCAUUCAUGCUCAUACAUUAUCUUUGAAAUGGCCGAGUAGUAUAAUGGCGAAUUGUGCUUGUUUAUGAAUGUUAUUUAAUGUUUGUUAAAGGUGAAAAAGUGCAUUAGUGUUUUUAUUUGGCUACGGAAACUGAAGCUGAAUAACAAUAUACAGAACUUAUUUCACGUACGUGUAGUUGGCUACCGUUUAUAGAAAUGGUAGCGUCUUCUAAACGUAUUUCCAAACGCGCCGAUGUUGGGGGAGAGGAUAAAGCAAGUGUAAACUGUGCAAUCGGUUUUGUAUAAUAUUGAUCUUUUGCAGUCUGAAAGGUAUAAAUUUCAUGACUCCCUCAUGGAAACAGGAAAAGAAGUAUUUCGCAGAAUGUGCUUUGGGGAUUAAAUUCGACCUGUUUCAGAUAACCUUUCGGCGUCGAAAUGGAUAUACCAUUGCCAGGAGAAUCGGACCCAGCUCCGAUAUUACCAUCGAGUCCACCCCCAGUUGUUUCAACGCCAGCAUUCAACAUUCCGUUGCCUACCUGUGGUAUGCAGUUCAACGCGUCAAUUCCUCCACCAUUACCAUUGCCUCCAAUGAACAAGCCACCCCCCUCUUUGCUUGGUGUUCCUUUGCCACCGCCGCCGUUGCCGUCCGGUCCACCACCGUCUCUGCCUCCCCCUGAUCAAGAUGAUCCCAACAAGUAUUCUCCAAGUCGUGCCACGACAGAUGACGACUUUCCAAUCCUUCCGCCACUGCCAAAGGAUCCGCCCCCUCCAUUGCUGGCACCGGGAGGUGGGAAGACCACAUCGCGUGCCACCGUACUCGGCAAAGCUCAGGCGAAGAAGCGCCUUCUGGCCUUCUCAAUGACAAAGCAGGGCGGCGGAGCGGGCCUGUCAUUUGGGUUCGCGCGCAAAGCUGCAACGCGGGUCUCCUCCUCGGCACCUGCGAAGGCAUUCGGUCCUGGCGGCGAGGAGGGAGUAGAUGCUGGUGGAGCAUCUACUGGUGGCAGCAGGAGCGGACACAUGUCUGCUGCAGAUGGGCCGUCUGUGGAGCGCAGAGAGAAGAGAGGGAAAAAGAAGGUGUCGACAAGGGAGGACAGGGCUAAAGCGGUGGUGUCCGCUAUUGAAGAGAUCAAGCGAGAGGAGCUGAUGAUGCGCGGGCUGGCAUUCGGGGGACUGGGUGUACAGCCUCUCCUGAGUUCCCAGAUGGCCAACACUGGUCCACUGCCCCUGCUGGAGAAGCCAAUACUUCCGCCGAUAGCUGAACCAAGGAAAGAGCCAGAGUUGAACAGACAGAUACCUCUUUCGAGGGAGCAGAAGGGUGCCAUUAAUUCGAUGGUGGACAGCCUUCUGAUAGCACAGGACUCCCUGAAGACUCCUGCAGAGGGUGGGUCAGGCAGCCACGAGAAGCGACCUUCGGAGAAAAGUCAGCGUCAGCACAGUCGAUCGAGUCGCCAUGCUGAACGGGAAGAGAGACGGAGCUCAAAGGAACGUGAACGCGAGAGAGAGCGGAAACGUGAGAGUCGACGGUCGAGUCGCCGUCGGUCUUCACGACAUGGUGAUGAGCUGCCGUCCGACUGGAAAGAAUUUCAUGCUGGCGGAUACCGGAUUGACGAGAUGCGGAGACUAAAGCUGAAGUUGGAGCGCACCAAAGUGACAGGAGCCCCGGCAGGUUCUCGUGACCAUCACAGCCGGCGCCGCCGAUCGAGGUCUCACGACCGCAAACACAGACACAAGUCUGCAACACAGGAAAGGGAGAAGGAGCGGCUGGGAAUACCGGAUCCUACGGACUACCUUUACCGUCCAUUUGAGGGAACUCCGCAGCUGAGGCUGCCUUACAUAGCGACGGGUGUUCUGCAACCACACACAGAGUACCCCUGUGGUCUGAUGCGCUGCACGAGGACAAAGCCACCCAUCACAUUCUGUGAGAAUCCCACUGCCUCGACAGCUAUGUUUCGCACCAGGUCUGAGGUGUUAAAUGAUGCACAUCCGCGUGUUGCUGAACUGAUGAGAGUCGUAAUGGAGGGGUCAUGGGCCAGUGCAGACACGCGGGCUCUUACUAGUACCAAGCAGCGGUCAGUAGCAGCCGCAGCAGACGUGGCGGGCUCUUCCACCGAUGCCAAUCUGUCCAGCAGCCUAGCUGCAUUGCAGGUGUCGUAUGAUGAGAAUGAAGUGGAUGAUGCCGCCUCUGAUGACCUCAUCAAACCAAAGGAGAGAUCUUGGUAUCUUACUUUCAGUGUGGUUAGGGAGCUCUGGUCAGGAGACUCUGCAUCUGCCGUGGCUACCACAUCCAGCAGCCAGAGGGAGCCCCCUACAAUGAGGGGCAGUGCAUCAGAUCGAGACCGCGACCAUGACCGUGACAAGGAGCGUGACUUGAGCACUUCGCCGGAGGUCUCGCACAGGAGAUUCAGGGUGCGGUCUGAGUCUCGCCGUGAAGAGAGCUCUUCUCGUGUGGGGAGCGUGCCGAUGGUGUCACCGAGGGCUGAACGCAUCACCGUCCGCUCCCGUUGGGACAGUGACUAUGAAGAAGAGGAAGAGGAAGCAAAUGGAGAGUAUGGAGAAGAGCGUGAACAGAGAAAUAGAUUUGACAGGGCAGAGACGGCACUGUCGGUGUCGCCACGGAGGACGCGGGGCAGCUGGAGUGAUGACUUCGAUUAUUCGACUACUGCAGCAGAUAAAAGUGAGCCUGAUGAUGAUAGAGGUGCCGCACAACACGAUUCUUCCAGCAGCCGUGGACUGGAUGGGAGCAGCUUCGAGUAUCACAAUGGCAAAGGCUCGGACAGACGCUCGCACAAAGAUGCUUCAGAAGAGGAAGAUGAAAAAAAGGAGAGGGCAAAGCAUGAAGAAGGCUACAGUGGUGACAACGAACGUGAAGACGAACGCCGACCCUUUGAACGUGUUGAGACUGAAGAGGACGAUGAGGAUGAGGAUGAUGAUGAGGAUGAAGAGGGGGAUGAAGAGGAAGAGGACGAGGAGGAGGCGGGGGCCAAGGAGAAGGAGCAGCAGUAUGAGAAUGAGGAGAAGGAGAAGAAGAAGAAGAUAAAAAUGAAUGUGAAAAUGAAGGAGCAGGAGGGAGAGGGAGACAAGAUAGAAGAAGUUGAGAUGGAAGUUGAAGAGGAUUCCCAGCCUGGAAUUAUUGAACCGCAUGAACCAAGUGACAGCACAUCUGCCGAAGAUGCCGACGUGGAAGACAGGUCGCUGACAUCUGGCAGCCACUCCCACAAGACUGACAGCAUACUACACACUCCACUUAAUGGGUCCCACACUCAGGAUGAUGAAGAAUCCCUGCCUUCCCACUAUAUACAGAAUGUAAACGUAAAUGAUUCAAUUUCUGGAGCUUUGAAUAAAGUGAUGCAAAAUGAGGCAUUGACUGAGAAAUCAAGUAGUGCGAAUGUAGCCUUAAUUGGUCCGGAGUCACUAUCUCAGUUCAUGCAGGAGGAAAACAGUCAAGGGGAACCUUCAGAUAGUACAAAACUCGCGUCAGAGUAUGAAGAAUUCAUGAAGGCUGUCAGUUUUGAAGCCACUGGGGAUGACACCACGCAAGGCGAUGAGCAGAUGGAAAUUGAUGGUGGUACCCCGGUGCAGGACAGUCCCAAAAAAAAGGAGUCUGAUAGCCCCAAAAAAUUUCAGCCAGAGUCUGACAGUCCCAUAAAAAUUCGGCUGGAGCCUGGGAGUACCAAAAAAAUACAGCCGGGUCCUGACAGUCCUGAAAAAAUUCAGCCAGAUGCUGCCAGUCCAGAAAAAAUUCGCCCUUAUCCUGACAGUCCUGAUAAAAUUCGGCCAAUUAAUGACAGUCCCAAAAAAAUUCGACCAGAGCCUGACAGUCCUAAAACAGUUCGUCUGCUUCCUGGCAGCUCUGAAAAAAUUCGCCCAGAUCCUGGCAGUCCCAAAAAAAUUUGCCCUGAUCCAGACAACCCUGAAAAAAUUUGCCCAGAUCCUGAAAGUUUUGGAAAAAUUCAGAUGGAUCCUGAUAGCCCCAAAAAAAUUCAUCCAGAUCCUGGUACUACAAACAAAAUUAGCAAUAGAUCUGACACUCGCAAUGAAGCUCCUCGUGUUGAAAUGGAAGACACAACUUGGUCUCAUAGUUCUUCAGGGAAGGAGAAACAGCAAAACAGCAGAAAUAAUGAUUCAGAAUGUAACAGAAAUGACAAAGUCACAGAAGGAAAUGAGCUGUUGAAAGAAAAUGGUGAGUCGAGUGUGAAACAGCCUGUAACGGUGAAUCUUGGUCCUAAAUUGAGUGUACCAGAGUCAGUCAGUGCUUUCUUAGCUGUUGCUGAAAGUGCAUGCAGUGAUCUGUCAGUAAAGCAGAAUAAUUCUCACAGCAGUAGUUCUUCCAGUAGUUCGGAAAGCUCUUCAUCUUCAGAUUCAGACGAAAAGCACCAUCGCAAGAGCAGGCACUCUAAGAAGGCUUCCAAGAAGAAGAAAAAGAAGAAGAAACACAAGAAGAAGAAACGACACCACUCACAUAAAAAGUCAAAAAGCAAGCAGAAGAAACGGUCGACUACAAGUUCGUCCUCUUCUUCGGAUAGCAGCAGUUCGUCAGAUGAUGAAAGCUCUUCGGAAUCCAGUGAGGCCAAGGAAAAGGUGUCUGCACGCAGCAGAAAGAAACGGAAGGGACACACACAGCAAGUCGAGGCCGGCAGCGAAGGCGAGGACACAGGUGAUGAAAGAUCUCCAUCCCGCACGCGGAAGGAUAAGGGGCAGAAGUCGACACGCUCCCGGUCUAAGGCAAAAAAAGCAAAGGACAAGUCACAUGGGAAGCGCCAUAAAGAAAAGAAGAAGAAAUUGAAAAAGAGGAAGAAAAAGAAGAAGAAGAAGCAGCAACGGAGUCAUAGUAAAAAGCACAGUUCGAGUGAUUCGGAUGAUGGUGUUGCUGCAAUGUUGCCCUCGGAGCUUCCUGUCACUGCUGGAGGUGUGACUGAGCCCACUGGUGGAAAGACUAAUGAAGUGCUGGGAUUUGUUCCAGAGUUGGCUGUUAACUCCCACCUUCCUUCGAAAGCAGCUGAAACAGGUAAGAAAAACAAGAGUGCUGCAAAAGCAAAACACAAAAGUCGAUCUCGGGGUAAAAAGAAGAAAAAGGAAAAGAAACAGAGUCGACGACACACUCGCCAUACUGACAGUGACUCCGAAAGUGAUGAGAGUGUCGACAGAGAUUCGGACACACGAGAGGACGGAGAUGAACGGAAGGGGCGGCGUCGAUCUUCGUCGAUGCCUGAACCACCGCAUAAGAAGCGACGGCGCUCGCCUUCCAGUUCGCCUGAACGGUCGCCAGCUCCAUCCAAGCGUCGACAGAAUCAGCACCCGUCAACUUCAGCCUCAUCCGAUCGACAGGCUCCGUCUGAAGGUGGUGGCAGAUCAGGUUCUGAAGGAGGCAGGGGGACCAACAGAGAGCGACAGAAGAAUGGCAGUGAUGAGGGGAGUGGUCGUAAGAGGGUCAGAGGCGGUGGCUCUCCCAAAGCAGUGGCAGCAGCAGUAGUGGCUGCUGCUGGGGAUGGGGCAGCAUCUGCAAAGCCCAGAGGUGCCACUAGGUGUUCAGAAAAGACGAAGUCUGCCCAUUUUGAAGGUGAGGAAGAUGAAGAAGAGGCCGACGGAGAGGGGGAAGAAGAGGAAGAUGAGCACCACAGACAUUCGAGGAGUCGCAUUGUGGCCGUGCGUAGGAAGAGGAGUGUCAGCAACUCGAGUUCGGGCAGCAGCUCAACAUCUGUCACUUCAAGCAGCAGCCGGAGUAGCAGCAGCAGCAGCAGCAGCAGUAGGAGCAGUAGGAGCAGUUCGAGCAGUAGUGACAGUUCCAGCAGCAAUGGCAGCAGCAGCUCUUCUUCAGAAGCUUCGGACAGCAGCAGUUCCAGCAGUAGCAGCACGAGUAGCAGCAGUUCGAGCUCCAGUAGCAGCUCCACCCCCAGCACGAGCAGCUCGAGCAGUUCAGAAGCACGUGCUGGCAGCAGUAGCAGCAGCAGCUGCGACCUGCCUGUGCCACAUGUCAGCGACAGCGACGAUGGUGACGAGCUGGCGGCCCUCACAGGUGACACCCGCCCUGCCCUCUUCCCAUCCGGUUUGGGAGCUGAGGGCGAAGCUGAUGAGGACGAUACAGAAGAUUCUGAAUCUUCAGACGAUGACUAUGAUGAUGAAGAUGAUGAAAACGAUGACGACAGUGAAAAUGAUGUAGACAAUGAGAACGGCAAUGAAAAUCAAAAUGGUGAAGCCAAUCAGAAUGGUGAUGAUGAGGACAGAGAUGGAGAGGAGGACAGUGAUGAGAGUGAAGUGUCGUCAAUUAUGUCACCUAGUCGCAUCAAGAAGGAGGCAGUCUCUGACGAAGAUGAGUCAGAGGUGUGGGACCCGGAAUCCCUGCGCGCGCUGAACGAGGCAUUUGACAGCAAGGAAGGUGUGAAAUUGGUCAUCCUGCAAGAGCUGCCAGAACAUAUCAGAACCAGGAACAGUAAUUUCAAUAAGUCUGCAGAAAGACAGACAUCGAAAGAUGAGGCUCCAGUUGAGCUGAAACUUGAGCCCAUUCUUUGUGCCCCAUCAACUUCAAAAUCGUCUGUGUAUGAGGGUGCUGGACCUUCCAGUAAGCAGACUCCGGGAACGUCAAAGAUAAGUGAGUCCAUUAAUAGUGCACGCACCAGCGCAGAAACAGAGAACUUGCCGGGUUCGUCGAAACCUUCUUUAGCAGCUGCUUCUGUAGCUGCCUCUCCCAGCACAGUGUGGCAACAGGCAGGCUCUUCGAAAGUGUGUAAUAAAUCUGAGCUGGUGGCUUCUGACAGUGGUUUGGGACAUGGUAACAGUUCUGUAGCUAACAAAGCAUCAACCAGUGCUAGCCCUCCGAGCUAUAAUGCCCCAGUCAAAGCAUCAACCAGUGCUAUCCCUCCGAGCCAUAAUGCCACAGCUGUGGCUGUCAAUCAGGAGAGAGCCUCUCUGUCAGAGAGGAAUGAGUCGGUUCUCUUGCAGACCCAGAAUGGAACAGUAGACGAUGCAGAAAUUGGAGGCCAGUUGAGGGACACAGUGGUAGGAAUGGAAAAUGAGUGUCCCAUAUCGCAAAGAAAAGGUCCUGAAGACACUUCGGAAGACUGCACACCUGUAAAAAGUCAUGUGAGAGAAGAAAUUGGUAAUAAUGCUGAACUCGAAAAUUCAAUUGUUCAGAACAAGCAACUGGAGGCACAACUUGCAGAAGUGCCUCUUCUGGAUAAACAUCCACCACAGACACUAUCCUCCCAGCAAAAGCCUUCUGCUCUUACUCAAAAAGGAAAUGCUUAUCCUGAAGUGUAUGAUAUGUUUGCUGAUGAAACACCAAGUGCAUCAGUGGUUCAGAGUGCAUGUAACAAAGAGAGUAACAAUUUGGAGCAACCAGGUGGAAGUGAGAAACAGGUCCGUAGGUACCAACUGAAUGCACAAACAUCCACUAGUAGUGAGAGCAAACUUUGUGCCAAGUCGGGGAACACUAGUUCUGCCCAUGAAAAUAGGAAAAACACCAACGAGAGUCUCGCUGAAGGCCUACCCCUCGGAAGCAGUGCAGCUCCAAUUAAUUUGGGGCUCUUUCAACGUGAAAUGCCUGUACAUUUUACAUCUGACAUUUCUGCAGUGAGCAGCUGGGAGGAGAAAUUUCGUAUUGCAGUGAGAAAUGUGCAGGAGCUGAAAGCAAGAACCGAAGAGCGUCAGAAAAAAUUGGCAGACGGAAACAUUGAUAAAGUGCUCGAAGCAGAAGGAGAAAAGAAAGAAGAAACAGUUACAAAAACUGCAGAGGAAUCAAAUUUGAAUGCUGACUUUGUGAAAAAGUCACAUAGUUUGUACUGGGAUGAGAAGGAUGACGAGAGUAUACAUUUCAGUUGGGGCCAUGAACGUGAACAUUCGAAUACUGGAGCCCAGGUAUCAGAUUUUGACCAGACCACUCGAGAAGAGGGAGAUAACUCGGCCUCCGGUCAGAAGGAUGAGAACAGUUGGAUUUCUUCUGAGUAUGGGAAUGGAAAGGCUGAGGGUAGUCAUGCAGAUGGUGACAGUCACUUUGGUAAAGUUUUUUGUAAUACUGAAGUCAGUAGCACUCCUUCCGAAGUGAUCAAUUCCCUGGAGGAGAGAGACUUUGAGGUAGAUCGGAGCUCUUGCCACGAAAAUAGGGAGGCAUUGAUCAGUCAUGAGAGAUCGCAUGGUUCAACAGUACGAGAAUACAUUCCUCUUGAAAGGUGGAAAGAAAGUGAGAAUGACCAAAUAAAAUUUGAUGAACAAAAUGAGAAUGAUGUCAUCAGUAACUGUAGAAAAGAAUACAUCAUUCAUACAAAAGACACACAAAAUACGACUAAUAAUCCUCCAGAUUUGUCUGCAGCUGACAGUGGGUUACUGGAAGAUGAAGUAAAACCUAGUUUGAGUGGUGGUGGUGGUGGUGGUGGUGGUGGUAGUAGUGAUUGUGAUGAAGAGGAAGAAAAAACUCUUCAAGAAGUUGCGAAUGUCACUGAUGUAUUUCGUAAAUUAAUAGAAUGUAAAGACAGGGGAGAAAUUACACUAGGUACGGAGUUAGAACUGUUGGCUGCUGGAAGCCCACAUUCGUCUGAUGAUGAGGAGAUUUUACCUGCUUGUUUUUCUGACAAUCUCUUUAGCCUGCAACACAUUCUCGAGAGAGAGGACACAGACGAGAAGUUGUCUAAUGAUGCCCUCUCUUCACCUGCACAAAAGAGGGCAAGAGAUUCUCAAGAAGCCACAGGUGCCCACACUGAGGAUACUGCCAUCGACUUAGAAGAGCAGGACAGUAUCUCCUCUCCCAGGAAAAAGGCCCGCACGACUGAAUCGAGGGCCGAAAUGACUUUUAGUGGUAGUGGGGUUGGGGAGCCUAGUAGUGUCGAUGGGGAGGAGCACAAUAAGCCACAGUCUGCCACUCCGAGCAGUAGCCACGGGCUCUCGACAGACAGUAAGACUGACGGUUCAGGUGAAAAGAGUGGAGAGGCAGCUACCGCCACUCGGCACGAUGAACGCAGGAGAGAGAGGAGUCCAGACUCCUACAGGACCCAGGAGGAGAAACACAGGAAGAGCUCCCGCCACCACGAUGACUCUGACAGGCAGAAUCGGAGUGAUGACAAGAGGAGGGAAAACAGAGAUCGGAGGCGGGGAGAGGAACACAGACGAGACAGGAGGGAGAGAGAGCGAAGGAGCUGGCGGCGUGACAGCCGCAGCCGGAGUGCCAGUCCUGCGGACUACCUAUCGUCCAGGAAGCGCCGGGGUUCUGGGUCACCCGACCGCCGGCACAGAGGUGUGGAGGACAUCCCGCUGCCUGCAGCCCUGCGGCAGCAGCGAAGGUCCCAAUACAGGGCAGACGAUGAGCUGCCGCCAGCCGCAGAGGCACGGGAGGGAAGGCAGAAGCGUUCCUCCACACUCUCCACUGGUGUUGACCCGAAGCUGUCAUCUGCUAAUAUUACACAGUUGGAACACUUAGCCGGCUACAGCUUCAGUUCAAGAUCAGAAACUAGGACCACACACGGAAAAAGGCCUCCGUCUCCACCGCCGGCGAGCAAGUCACUGAAAUUUUCACCCAAGCGCCCAUCCCUGGAUGACCGCAUUGAGAUGGAACUGGGUGUUCGCAAGGCAGCACCAGCACCACCACAGCAGCAGCAGCAGCAGCAGCAGCCGCAGCCGCAGCAGCCGCCGCCACCUCCACCACCGCAGUCACCGGCCCCUGUCCCACAGUUUCAUCAGCAACAGGGACCAUACAAUUUCCCAUUCCCGCCCAACUACUAUGGCCCCCAAACUCCUCAAAUUACCAGUCCGGCUCCUCUGUUCCAGCAAGGCUUCAACCCUCUGCACUGCCAGGGGCGUCCUCAGUUCACCUGUCCCCCGCCACCCAUCGUGCGCUACACUACACCGCCACCGCCUAUCCAGAAUAAGAGGCCGCCAUUGCUGCCUACUCCUACGCACUUCCGGCCACGAAUGGAGAUGUGGGACACGAGCCCAGAGGCCAUGGCGGCCAUUAUGAGGGGCACGCCUCCUCCACCUCCACCGCCUGCACAACCCCCACCUCCCAUACAACCCCCACCUCCUGUACAACCUCCACCUCCAGUACAACCCCCUCCUAUGCAACCCCCACCUCCGGCACAACCUCCUCCUCCUGUACAACCCCCGCAGACACCUCCACAGCAGCACUUUCACAAUUCGCGAGUUGUUCAGGUUGGCAAUGUGUUACAAGUAGUGCCAGCAGAACUGCCUCCCCCUCCACCCCCACCACCACCUCAGGAGCCACCACCAUCCACGAUGACGGGAGAUGGAGCGCAACGGGUCGGCGCCACACCGGGCACGUCUGUGGUUACGAUCACAGACGUGCCUCCAGCUUCUCCCGCUGAUCGUGGAUCGGUAUCGACAGCAGCCCUGUCUGAUGUGGCGGCUGCCCUGGCGGCACGCGUCACCGCUGCCGCAUCACACUGUACUGGUCCUGCAAUGCUACUGCCUUCCGUGGCCGCCGUGCUGCAGCUGCCCAUGAUGUCGACAUCAUUGCCAGCUCCACCUGCAGGAGCGGUAGAUGGCACCACAGGAUUUGUGGCUCCCACCCCUCCAGUCGAACAGCUGUCAGCAGCGCAGCAGCAGCAGGCUGCCGCCGUUGCAGCUGAGCUGGAGCGCCGGCGCAUCGAGCGUGAGAGGCGCCGCCAGGAGAAGGAGCGGCGUCGACAGGAGAAGGAGAAGCGCAGACAGCGCAAGCUGAUGGCGCGCGCCUCGGCCGCUGCUGACACCAACAUAAAGAAAGCACUGUUGGAACGACAACGUAUUAGUGAAGGUCUGGUGGGCACUAUUGUCGGAGAAGGAGAAGUCGACAUUGAGGAGAUGAAGCUACUAGAGGAAGCUAUGCAGGAAGUGCCAGAAAUGGAUGACGAAGCUGGUGGAGGUGAAGAUGCAUCAGCUACGCCCUCACCAGGAUCACGAAAGCGCCGCAAAACUUCCUCGAUUCUUCUCGAAGUGAAGCCCCUUCCUCCUGCAGGCCGGGGAAUACUUGUAUCUCCCGGUUUCAGGGACAAGCCACUGAAGACCGCUAUGGCAGACCGCAAGUCUGUCAAGUUUGCAGACGGCGUCCAGCCGGGUGAAGGCACGUCACCCUCUGGAGGAGAAGACUUGCCAUCACCUCCUCCACCUCCCCGCAAGCUACCAAAAGAGAAGCGCUUCAAGAAGAAGAAGAAAAAGAAGAAGGUGAAGGUAAAAAUUAUUAGACACCUCAAUGUAGAAGAGGUUGUCGAGGAAGAUGAUGAUGAUGAUGAUGACAGCUCACCCCCACCACCUCCGCCAGGUUCACCUCCGCCACCUCCUGCAUAUCCAUAUCCUGCAUACCUGGCUGCCGGAUAUGCAUAUCCUUAUGCUGUAGUCCCAGGUGUAGAAGCUCCGAGUGCAGCGUCAGUUAUUGGCAGUGCAGAUCGAACAAUAGCAGGUGGAGCAUCGGCUGCUGUGGCACCCAGAACUCCAAGCCCAACCACCGUCUACAGCUCGGCAGCAGUGGCAGUAGCAGCUUCCACGGCCUACCGACCCGCACCCGUGCCGCCUGCCACCCCGUGAGCCCCCACCGUUGUGGACUCCACAGUGUCAAAUUCAGCUCGAGCACCUCGGGUGAAGUCAACCUCUCUCUGUGUUGAACAUGAGUGUAUCAUUUAAAUAUAUUGUAGUGUCUCAGGUUGACAGUAAAUAUGUUCCAGUGGAAAGCAGUUGUGCUGUGUGCAGACUGGAAAUGUGUACAGUACCAAAUGUGAAAUAUAUAAAUUUUGCCAGAACAAAUGUAUCACAUUACCAUUUAGAUUCUUUAUUUUGUGGUUCAGUUGCAGUGCUGAUAACAACAGUUCUCAGAAAACAGAUUAAUAACUGUGGCAGCUGCUUGAAUGUACAAUUGUGUCAUACUUCUGUAAUUAAUGUGGUAAGUAAUUUACUGGACUGCUGUCAGAACCUGUCAGAUUUGAAAAUAAUGUAAGUGUUAGACAUUGGUGAACAUUCUCGAUGAUUGUUUGCCAACUGUGUAUGAGUAUUUCACUGAAUGGGGGGAGAUUAUUCUGUCAUGUACUUGCACAAUUCUGCUGCAAUGUGUAGUGUGAGACAAUGAUAUAGCUGUGCCUGUAGUAGUAGGAGACUACCACAGCUUUUGUUGACAAUUUCUCCUUGUGAAAAGAUGUGGGGUGAAAGACGACAUUCCCCUAUGUGAUAAGGGUUUGAGGUUUGCUGGUCUCCACUGUUCUUCAAUCAGUUUAUACAUGUUUUCAUUUUUGUUAACUUGAAGUUGAUGCUGUUGUCUUAUCCACAACAAAUUGAUGUUGAUUAUGUAAGUGAAUAUUGAUGCUGUUGCCUCACUCACAACAAACUGAUGCUGAUUAUGUUAGUAAGUGAAUACUCUAUUUCUUGUUCCUUUGAUAUGCAUUGUUAUAAUUUGGUGUGUACCACUGCUGAUAUUUCCCUUAUUUGUAUGCCCAAAGCAAGCCGUGUACUUUUCCUUCUAACAUUACACAUUCCAUAUUAAAUGGAUACUUUUACGUGUGGAAUCCAUAAAAUAUUUUGUAUGAAAAUAUUUUGAUUCACUUACUUUAUAUGAACUACUUUAACUGUUGUGAUAGUUCCAAAAUUGUGGACUUCUUUUCCUGACUGUUUCUGAUAGAUCAGUGGACUGUAGUUAUACAUGUGGCACACAACACUUCAUUGGACGUAAUAUUCUUUCACAUUGUUUAAUUUUCUUAGUAUCAGAGAAAACAAACUAUCGUUAUUUUUGCAAGUACUGUGUGUGUCACAGUAGAUCGCGUAUGAUGUAAGUGGUUCAAUUGGUUUUUGUUGUAAUGUAAUAGCUCCCUGUGCCUCCCCAAAGUUUAUUUGCUACCUCGUAACUUGUAUAAAAAAUUCUUUUGGGUUUGAUGAUGCCUAAGUUCUUUCUGUUAAGUGUUAAUAUGAAAAUUUAAUCAUGUUCACAGCAAUAUUUGUAAUGUAAUGCUGAUGACAGGUUUGUCAGUGUGUGUGUGUGUGUGUGUGUGUGUGUGAGAGAGAGAGAGAGAGAGAGAGAGAGAGAGAGAGAGAGAGAGAAUAAACAUAUGCUAACUUUGAUAGACCAGUUAUAAAAAUUUUAUGAAUGUAAAAUUUUGAGUGCUUCAGCUACAUACAGUUAAGAAAUUCCUGCUAUUACAUUUCUGUGUGUAGAAAGAAUAAUUUACCAAGGAAUCCUUAUCUGAAUAUGUGAAACUUCUGCCCAACAACUGCUAAAUGUUAUUGUAGGCUGAGAGAUACCUUAUGUUAUUAAGCAUAUCUUUUUUCACCGAAUGUUCAAAGUUAACAAUUAAAUUUAACCAUUGUUCCUGCUGUAAUGUGCAAAUGCUGUUAUUUGUAUGGUUUCUAAAGUGUUCAUAACUUACAGGUUCCAUAAUCAGUUGUUAUCUCUGUGAUGACAGUCUGUCCAGUUCAAAGACAAUUUAGGAAAAGAAUCACAUAAUUUAAAUUGAUGUUUAGUGGAAUGUGAGCAUGUGUAUCUAAUUUAGUCGUGUUCUCUCUCUCUCUCUCCUCCUCCUCCUCCUCCUUCUCUCUCUCUCUCUCUCUCUCUCUCUCUCUCUCUCUGUGUGUGUGUGUGUGUGUGUGUGUGUGUGUGUGUGUGUGUGUGUGCAGACGUGCGCACACAUGCCAGUUUCCUUCUUUUGUGUAUGUGUGUGUGUGUGUGUGUGUGUGUGUGUGUGUGCAGGCAUGCACACGUGCGCGCACAUGCCAGUUUCCUUCUUUUUAACAUUAGCUCAUUGUAUUUGCUAUUUUUUGAUGAAUUUUUGAUUUUAAUACACAUUACUUUGUGUAAAUCAACAUAUCUCCUAGGUUGCUGUUCAUGGUUUAGCAUCCUGAAUUUGCUGCUGUUUAGUAGUUAUUUUCACUGGUAGGUGGAAAAGAAUGGCAUCGCAAUUGAGAUGUGUGCCCAUAUUUAAAAGAUAUAUAUUUUAAACAUAUUUUGUUUCAGAAUUCAGUGGGCAAAAUACAGUGAGACUGAUUGUAUAUGUGAGUUUGCUUACUCCAGUAUAUUAAAAUUACUGACAUUUGUGCUACCUUUUAUUGACACAAUGGAAAGAAUUAGAUGAUGUCAUUAUCAUGAAUGAUACAGUAUAUUGUGGGUGUGUUGUAAUUGAAAAACUUUGUGCCAGUCACUAUAUACAGACAAUGUCUGGUGAAAAUUGUAUUCCAACAUAUUAAUAUUUUUCAGCAGAUGUUUCGCGCAGCAUAUUUCUGAACCUGUAACAGACUGCAUAGCUGCAAUUAUCCAGUGAGGCAUGUUUGUUGGUUCCCAAUUGACAAAUAUAUACAACGUUCCGUGUAAGCAUCUAGCCGGUCUCCUUGUGUGCCCUUCAGUUUGGAAUGUGUUGUACUGUUACUGAAAAGGAAAGUCAAAAAAGUGCAAAGAAAAUAUUAUAAUGUUUGUUUUAUAUACUAUCAAACUGUCCAUAAUAAUAAGAACUUUGGUUGUAAUGUAAUAAAUGUAGUAUAAAUGUCUAUGUGUAUGUGUAUAUAAAGAUAGAUAUGCAAUUAAUGAAUUUUAUUGACAACUUGUUGUAGUUGUAGGCAGUUCCUAAUCAUGAUGAAUUGUUUGUAACUCAGAGCUGAAUGCAUUUUGUUGUAUCUAAAACUUAUUGUGAAAUUUUCCACAUUUUGUGAGAAAAGAGACUAGAUCAAGGGAAAAAAAUGAAUUUUAUCAGUGUUUAGCAUUGCAGAAAGUAUGAUCACAGUUCUGAUUCAGAAAUACAUUUAUUAAUCUAUGUGAUGUCAUUCUUAUUGAGAUGAGCCCCAGCCUGUGAAGGAGCACAACUGUUUUGUAACCAUGAUCAUUAUGGGUGGAAACUUUAGUCAUUUUAACACUUGUGGACCUUUUUGGGCUCUACACUUGUGUAACGGAUUCCCUUCUGAACAACAGAUCCGAUGGACAAAGACUUCUUAAACCUGUUUUUUUUUGGCUGCUGCUCUCUUAACACUGACUUUCAUGUAUGUAAGUGCUUAUGCAGUUAUAAUUCAUAUACAGAGUGUAACAAAAGUGUUGAAUUAUACAUAACAGUUGUCAUCAUCGUACUCAUAAUUGUAAUCAUAGUGGACAAUGCAGACCAUGCCACUCGUAUAAGAACUCAAGGGUAUUUUUCUGUCUCUUCCAUGGGCAUUCAACAUUUUUGUAGAACAAAGCCUUUUUGACACCAUUUUGUUAUAAUUCAUAAUCUGUGCUCAUACCAGUUGCAUUUUUGUUCCCUUGUUCAUUUAUUCUUCUCUUCUCUCUUCAUAGCCCAGUUUCACUACCAUAUAACAGCAUAGGCACUGCCAUCACUUUAUAAAAUUUUGUUUAUGUGACCGUACUUGUUUUGUGGAUAAUAAAAGUUUAUAUAAACAUGA